Bacidia gigantensis is the source of this 609-nucleotide messenger RNA. RefSeq lists its product as uncharacterized. The transcript is spliced from 2 exons. The record is from RefSeq and is a predicted model, not a curated record. NCBI's taxonomy places the organism in Eukaryota, Fungi, Ascomycota, Lecanoromycetes, Lecanorales, Ramalinaceae. Bases 1 to 609 code for a protein of 202 amino acids.
AUGCCGCACGUGUACAAAUCCAUCUCGAGCCAUCAGCUCCAACUGCUCGACCGUUCUCCAGUCCAAACACCUGUUCACACAAGCGCCAACACACCCAACGCAACACCCUCACCAUCGCCCUCCCUCCUCGCCAAAGCAUGUAAAUCCCUCCCGGACCUGACCGACGCACCACACCAUGCAUCCACAGCUUUCCUGCUCCCCCACCCCCACGAGAACGCCCCGGCUCCUUACUCCCGCGGCUCUCCAUCCCGCUACGACGUGACGCUCGCGACACAAGCAAUGCCCUUCCCUAUGGCCGUCAGCAAAGCGCCAGAUUUCAAAGGCCACGCCGCGGAUAAAGUGAGCUUUCUUGAUCGUAGCCCUGUUCAGACUGCUUUCCAUACACGCACGCACAGCCCCAGCGGCCAGGGUGAGAAACGCGCUCAUCCCCCGCUACGCGCGCAUAGUCAUGAGGAGGCCGCGGAGACGGUGAAGAAAUUGCGCGAGAGCUUUAAGGGACGCAAACUUGAGAGAUUUGAUGAGGAUGAGGGCUCUGAGGGCGCUGAGGGUACUGAGGGCGCUGAUCCCGAAGCGAAAGCUGAGGCGGAUGCGAAAAAGCACAUACAAUGA